AUGGUUUCGGUUGGUCGCGUUUCAAGUUGGCUCCGAUCAUUUUCAACCAGCCGUGUUGUCGGAAGCCUGGACAAGCUUGCUCCUGCUCCUGGAUCCACCCGCCAGCAGAACCGUGUCGGUCGUGGUCCGGGAUCUGGUCGAGGAAAAACCUCGGGCCGUGGUCAAAAGGGUCAAAAGGCUCGUCACAGCGUGAAGCCUUGGUUCGAGGGUGGCCAAACCCCUAUUACCCAGCUCUUCCCUAAAGUAGGCUUCCGGUCUAAGUUGCCUAAACCCGCAGAAAUCUCUCUCGGUCGCAUUCAGCAACUUAUCGAUCAGGGCCGCCUGGAUGCCUCCAAGCCCAUUACGAUGCGCGAGAUUUACCGCAGUCGGGCUCUUGGAAACGUCAACAAUGGUAUUAAAAUUCUUGGGGCAGGUGCUGAGCUCCUCAAACAGCCUUUGCACAUCACAGCCACCAAGGCCACUGCCCCUGCCCGGGCGGCUUUACUCGAAUCUGAGGGGUCUUUCACCGCUCAUUAUUAUUCGCCCCUUGGUCUGCGGGCCCACACUCGUCCUGAGGCCACGCUUCAAAAGUACGCCCGGUUGCCUUUGAGAGCGCGACCCACAGAUCGUCGCAACAUCGAGUUCUACCGUGAUCCUGAGAAUUUGGGAUAUCUUGUUGAUGCACCCAACCCCCCUCAAGUCAAGAACCCCUUCAAGAGUGGCCGAGUCAAGGUAUCUCCACUUGCCUCUAAACUUGCCGAGCUUGAAGCAGCCGAUCCCUCCGCCCCUCGUGCUAGCGUGUUCGAGCUUAACUCGGCUAAAAUCUAA
Molecule: messenger RNA, 807 nt
Organism: Wickerhamiella sorbophila
Lineage: Eukaryota; Fungi; Ascomycota; Dipodascomycetes; Dipodascales; Trichomonascaceae
Product: 54S ribosomal protein L10, mitochondrial
Exons: 1
Coding region: 1-807 (268 amino acids)
Biological process (GO): translation
Cellular component (GO): mitochondrial large ribosomal subunit
Molecular function (GO): structural constituent of ribosome
Source: RefSeq, a predicted model, not a curated record